UCCUACCUUCUAACUUCCACCAGUCCCAUUUCUUCCACGCUCCCUCUUAUUCGGACUCGAAUUUUCGUUUCUCAAAUCCUAACACCAUUCAUCUCUGAUUUCACAACCAAAAUCGUCUAGUAAUAAUUAAACCAUGGACUCCCUCUCAUCGGUUUCGCCCUCCAUAAUCCUCCCUCCGACCGCCAACUCUCUCCAUCCCCGCCGCCGCCGGAUCAGUCUCACUCCGGUCAGCCUGCACAGCCGCAACCUCUUCCUUUCCUCCGUUCUCGGAGCGCCGCGCUCUCCCGAUCUUUCCAGAAGACGGCUCGGCCCCAGAGAAGCUUCCUGCAGGUCGUCCGGCGGAGCUGGGGCGAGAAGUGGAGAAGAUGAUUCCGACGAUGAAAGCGAGCAGGUGGACAGGGCGCUUCACCUCGACGGCAGCAUCCCUUCCACUUCCGAUGAGUUUGUAAAGCGCGUGUCGUCACGCGCCUACGACAUGCGGCGGCACCUCCAGCAGACGUUUGAAAGCAGCAGCUAUGAUGUGUUGGACGCUAAUCCGUGGAGAGACACUUCCAAGCCUGUGUAUGUAUUAACUCAAAGGGAAAACCAGCUGUGCACAAUGAAAACGCGACGAAAUGUCAGUGAAGUUGAAAGGGAGCUCGGGCAAUUGUUUUCCAAAGGAGGAAAGUGGAAUCGAGCUAAACAGCCUAGAAAUGGCAACAAGUUCCAGAUGCUUGUUGAGGAUAUUAGGGAUGGAGUGCUUGUUUUCGAGGAUGUAAAUGAAGCAGUGAAGUACUGUGAUUUGUUGCAAGGAGGCGGCCAAGGUUGUGAAGGGGUUGCGGAAAUAGAGGCCUCAUCAGUAUUUGAUCUGUGCCAGAAAAUGAGAGCUCUAGCAGUUCUGUUCCGCCGGGGUAGAAAGCCUCCUCUGCCUCAAAGCCUGGAGCUGAACCUCAGGGCCAGGAAGCGCUCCCUCGAAGACCAACAAGACUAGAUUAGACUCACUUCAUAUAUAAACCACAAGCUGCUUCAAACUAGUGCAGGUUCAACACUCCACUAUACUAAUACACUGUAUACAACAUUACUGAUACACUUGCCAUGAAUCUGUAUUAUAAAUACACUUGUAAAUUUCGGGCUUGUAGGUAUUUUUCCUCAUUCUCACUAUGAUCAAUAUAAUCUCUU
Messenger RNA from Argentina anserina (silverweed cinquefoil), 1158 nucleotides. RefSeq lists its product as uncharacterized. The record is from RefSeq and is a predicted model, not a curated record. Bases 134 to 970 code for a protein of 278 amino acids. The transcript has 5 exons. Lineage: Eukaryota; Viridiplantae; Streptophyta; Magnoliopsida; Rosales; Rosaceae.